AAAUUGUAUUUAACUCGGCAGGUGAAUUUUUUAAUGGUGAAGCAUCGCCAAGUGUAAGCCAGAGAGUUUGUAUUAACAUUGGCAUAGUAAAAACAUGUCAUUGUCAGUGUUGGCCACACUGUAGUUACAACAUGGCUGAUGAAACUGACGGCCCGGAUUCAAUUUGUGAUUCUGUGCAAUCCCUUGUUGAAGGAUGUCGACUUCCAGUUCGUAUGCACGGUACCGAUGACUGGCCUUUGGCAGAAAUAAUAAGUAUCCAGGACCACCGUGGUGUUAAGUCAUUCUACGUACAUUAUGUGGAUUAGUUAGCAUUGAACACUGCUCUAGGUGUCAACAAACGUUUGGAUGAUUGGGUCACAGAGGAGUGCUUGGACACUCGGAAGGUCCAGUUUCCUCGGCGUGAUGGUGCAGGACCAGGCACAGGAGUUUCUACGCCGAAGAAACAGCUGGGUGGAGGGAACGCCAACGCCAAUGCCAACGCCAGCACCAAUGCCAAUGCCAUUGUCAAUGCCAAUGCCAGUGCUAAUGUUAAUGUCAAUGCCAAUGCCAACUCCAACGCCAGUGCCGUCACCAACAACACCAAUGCUAGUGCAGGUGAACCGACACCUGCAGCGGUACCACCACCAGUGGCAGUGCCGGCAACCGUGCCGUCACGGCCUGGCACUGCGUCUGCAGGCACUCCCAGUAUCCCAGGUGCCUCCUCACGACCAUCAUCACCCACUGGUGCGGAACUGGUUAACGGGAGUACGGUGUUGGCAGCGGCCCUACAGAAGAAGAUGAGCCGAAAGAGAAAGGGAAACUCAUUGGAGAGUGAGGAUUCCCAGGAUGGACCACCAACAUGCCCACGUUCAACUGGUAGUAUGGUGGCUCACCACGAUGAUGUGGUGAUGCGAAUGAAGAAUGUGGAAAUGAUUGAGUUGGGCCGAUAUCGUAUCAGGCCAUGGUACUUCUCCCCAUACCCAGAGGAACUUGUGCACCUCCCUUGCAUUUAUAUAUGUGAAUUUUGUCUGAAGUAUCGGAAGUCGCGAACCUGCCUUGAGCGACAUCUGGCCAAAUGCAAUCUUCGACAUCCACCUGGCAACGAAAUUUACCGCAAGGGCCCAAUCUCAGUGUUCGAAAUUGAUGGACGGAAGAACAAAGUGUAUGCUCAAAAUUUGUGUCUCUUGGCAAAACUAUUUCUGGACCACAAAACAUUAUAUUAUGACACAGACCCGUUCCUCUUCUAUGUUAUGACUGAUGUGGAUGCUCGGGGCUAUCACAUAGUGGGCUAUUUUUCCAAAGAAAAGUGGUCGAACCAGGACUACAACGUAGCGUGUAUUCUCACAAUGCCACCAUAUCAACGGAAAGGAUAUGGGAAAUUACUCAUAGAAUUUAGUGAGUGCUAUGAGCUGUCGAAAUUUGAGGGUAAAACUGGAUCUCCAGAGAAACCUCUCUCGGAUUUGGGCUUGCUUUCGUACCGAAGUUAUUGGGCACAAACUAUAUUGGACUUUCUAGUUCACUUGAAGCCAACAGGAGACAACGAAAAACCUCAGAUCACCAUAAAUGAAAUUUGUGAGCUCACCUCCAUCAAGAAAGAGGAUGUUAUCUCUACUCUACAGAACCUGAGCCUCAUCAAUUACUACAAAGGCCAAUAUAUUAUUACCAUCAACCAGGAGACAAUUGCACAACACAUGCGUGCAAUGGAAAAGAGGAAAAUUCGUAUUGACCCCAAGUGUCUUCACUGGACGCCAAAAGACUGGUCCAAACGUGCAAAGUGGUAGCCGUAAUAUGAUGGUUGUAUUUGCGACUUUGAUGGUGUGUGUCUGCACAGGCAAAGGCUGAAAUGUUGCAUCGUUGAUAAAUCUCUGAGCUUUCAGCACCAACCAGCAGUUUAUAGCUGAAUGGUUCUUCAGUCUUCUGUUGCGCUUAGGCAAUGUUGUAAAACAACUGACCCAUUUGUGCUUCUCUUUAAAUGUAAUUGAGAACUAAAAACAUAAUUUCUUCCCUGCUUGCGUAAAACUGCCUUCUGUUCAAUCAUAAUACGGACAAGCCAAGGGACUAACAAUUGCAGGUUAUUUGUUAGUUGUGGAAAAUUGGAAGGGACAAAAUGUGUGUUAAAAUCCUUCAAGCUACUGCUCAAUGUAGCACAGAGUGAAAAGAUGUGUUGUCUUCGUCUGUGUUUUGUUACUGUGUGUCAAAGGCCAUACACCAUCUCUGUUGUCUUAGAUCACUCUAGGUUAUCCACAUUGCUCAUCUUGUGAUGAUAUCCAUAUUACCUGGCUACGUGAAGAAAAUACUGCUUGUUUGCAUUGUACAAUUCUGAAGUUUCUUUCUUUUUCUUAUCAUGUUGGCUUCAUUAAAUGCACGUGGUUUAAUCUAGGCAAGUUUAAUGUUUAGUGCUUAUCAUGUUGAAACAACACAAAGCUGGAGAUUCAUUUGUGGAAAAAUCAAUAAUCUUGAUGACAUGGUAAUAGUAAACCCAAAAAGAAAUAAGUGCACUACAAGACAAUAGUUGGUGUUUAGUGAUUUCAUGUGCUAUGGUACUUGUCACAAUUGAUUUCAUUUCAAUUUGGCCCCACUAAUUGUUUUUCCCACCACUGCCAAAUUGUUGAUACCUUGAAGUAUCUUCUUCACCUAGUUGGUCUUAGUAAGUUGACUGGUUUCAUUACAAGAACAUCUACUUUGACCAAUCUUAGAAAACUAAAAAAGAUUACAAAUUGAAAAAAUGUGGGUUAGGAUGAGUUCUCGGAAGCGUGCAUUUGAGAUCAUAUGCAUUUGAUGACUGUCAUAAUAGGAAUCUCUGAAAUGCUAAAACUUGUGUAUUCUGUUGAUUGGUACAGAGAAACUGUUUGCUGAAUUUGAAUGAUUGUUUCACUUUAUUAGCAGUGUCGUGUAUUGUUCUAAUUGAUAGUCCAAUAUUGUCUUUUUUUUUCACCAUUGAUAAAAUUUUACUCCAAUUUCUUUCUUAGUUGAAGGCUUUGUAUCCCAGUUUGAUCUGCAAAAUUACUUAUUUGUUAUAUUUUAGGGAGAAAUUGAAUUUGAGGAGAACCUUGAUUUAAAUAUCUGUUUCUCAACGUCUUAGAAAUGCAGUAUAAAAUGUACAAAGUAUUCACAUAGAUCUCAGAGUUACAAAGUACUCUUUAAUAAUGGAGAUGGAUAUUAUUAUGAGCAUAAAAUCAUUUGCAUCAAAUCUUAUGAAUGCCUUCAAUUUUUUGUUUAACAUUUUCCUGGCAGUAAGCAAGUAUCUGCAAUUAAUGUUCUUUUUAAGCACUCUGUGUUGUGCAGAAUUGUAAUAUAGAGAUCAACUUAACUCAUUAGUUGAGUAGCAAUCUUGUCUUUCUUUGUAUCAGAGAUUUCAUUUUGUGAACGAAUGUGUAUGUAUGUGUGAGUAUGUAUAUAAGUAUGUAUGUAUGUAUGUAUGAGAUAGUGAUCAAAUACCUGAGUAGGAUUUUAGGAGAAACAGUGACAUAUUACGCUUAUUUCUGAGCUGUGAAAAACAAUUUCUGCAUUAUGUAUGCCAUGAAGACAAUUUCAACAAUUGGAAUCCUUACACAUAUGGGAAAUAUCCAGUAAUUAUGGUGAUGUAUCUGAGUGUUAAUUACCCAUUGCAUUGGUAGAGGGGGAUUUAUCAAUUGAUUUUUUAGUAGCCUCUCAAAAGUCAAGAAGCUGUAGUUGAUUCAUUCCCUUUCUUUCUUUUAUUAUAUUUUAUAACUUAACCAAUAAUUUGAAAAAUGAUGCUUUUUAUUGUACCAAAUGAAAAUGCUUUAAUUAUUGAAAUCCUUGCUUUUUGAUAGAAUAGCCUUCUGUAUAGUUAUUAUGACAUGGCAGCUUUGAUAGUACAAAUAAGGCAAACUCAUUUGUUUUAUGGCUGUCAGAAAUUGACUUGCAUCAAUUAAAGGCAAAUGUUCCAUACACAACCAGGAAAUUGUGUACAGUUACAUUUCCAUUUAUUUAAAAAUGAAACAUUGGUAUGAAAAAGGAUGUAAAUAAAAAAAACAAACAAAUUUUUCAGGACAAGGAAACAUUUUUUUUUUUGCUAAAACUCUCACUCUUAUGACUAAUGCUGUCUUUGAAGAGCUGCAAAAUCUAAGGUAUUUCUUUUAGCUACUGCCUUGUUUUGCGACGAAAUGCCAUGUCGAGAUUGACCGACUUUCCCAUUUCUCCCUGUAAAACUAAUUUUUUAUUUUUUUGUGCCUUGCAUACUUUUCCAUGCCAGAGUCCUUGAUUAAUUGAUUACAGUUGUGAAUUGUGAAUAAUUAUGUGCCAUUUCAAAAUAACAUUAUUUUGAUUUAGUUAUUAUAUCCUCAUCUUUUUUAUUAAUUGUCAUAAUGUCUUGCUCCCCUUGCAAUUGUUGUGAUCCCUCUUUGCUAGUAUUUCAAAGAAAAGAAUACUAUAACUGGACUAAUGUCAAAACCAUUUAACUUAAUGAUAUACAUCUCUUUUACACAAAGUACAAUUCUAGAACAAUUUUCAGCCUGCUUUUUAGAAUAGCUUGCAACGAGAUUGAUUUUUAACAAUAAUAUUGGAUGUCUUUUUAUCCCUAUCAAGAUCACCACCAUUAUUAAUUUUUUCACCCCCCCCCCUUUGGUUUUCAAUCUCUUAAUUCCUCUUCCAGUGUCUGUUAAUAUUUACAUGAUCUAUUAUUUUUACACUAAUUAUUGCAUCUUCCCCUCCUUUCUUCACCAUUACACACUUCUCUAGGACAUACUCCCAUUCCCCUUCCUCUUUUCCACAUCACUUACAUAAUUUUUUGCUUUGCUUUGCCAAUUUUAUUUACCUUCAUUUUGUUUCCUAAUCUGUAUCCGUCCUUUCUCUAUCUUUUCUUCUCACUCCUACAUUUCCAUAGAUAAUUGAGGAUACUCCAUACUCGAUUAAUUUUAUACAUUCUCCUAUUUAGAAUCAUAUUAUAUUAAUAAUACAAUAUUAGAAACCUUAUCUUCAGUUUGUACUUUCUCCAAUUCAAUACUUUUGAAAUCUUCCAGCCCUUCAUCAAAUUUUCAUACCAUUUGGCCAUUUUAAUGUUUUUCUAAAAUUGUUUUUAUUUUGGUAUCACUUUCUUCUCAAUGACACCCUGCCCCCUUCCAUUUUAAUUUGUUCCAAUUCUCUUAUCUCUCCUUUCCCACUUAUCUACCCUUUUCUUCUUCCUUUUACCUAAUUUUCUUUUAUCGUAAACACACCUUUCCACUUAAUUUUUUAAAAAUUGUGGUAAUCUUCACUUCUAUAUGUUGCAACCAUAAUCAGUGAGUAUGUAUUAUUACUAGCCAUUAUGAAUAAUUACCAUAUCAGUAGUCAAAGUGAUCUCUUUGCUCAGCCAUUAUUUGUAAUAGCUAGUUCAAUUUAUCUGAAGUAAUAAUUAUCUUUAAAAAAAAAUACGCACUUUGAUCAGGCUCUGGUGUUCAGCAAAAGUGAUUAACAUAAAGCAUCUUUGAGUCUGCUCAGUGCUUUUAUGCCAAAAUUCUUUUUCAACGAACAUUUUUCUUCUUCCUAAUAAUCUUUUAAUGGCAAAAAAGUAUUUUGGAAUAAGAGGCAAAGAUGCUUUAUGUUAAUUGUGGAGGUUGCAGCAUAGUAUCAAACUGUAAAGUGAAGUAUCAAUUGUGCCCUAAAAGCAUUUUGAUCGUAUAAAAUUCCAUUCCAUUUGUGGGUGUCUGACCCACAAAAAAGAGAAUUUUUAUUUUGACAACACACAAUAGCUUUCAGUUAGCUUAGCUAAUAAUUGUUGAAGAGAAUCACUUUGACAACUUUUGUCUGGUAUUACUUACAAAAGGUUAAGAGAUAAAAGUUAAUAAUUCCAAUUCAGUAAUCAUUACAACCAAAUUUGGUAGAUAUGCGCAGUGGCUAAAUUAAUUGCUUUGACUGUAACAUAUUCACUCCUUAAUAAUAAGCCUUUAAAUAAUAAAAAGGUUUAUUAUUGACCACAUAAUAUCUUUUUUAAAUAAUUUCAUUAAGUGUCUCAUCAUAUUAAAAAAUAUACCUGUCUUUUAAUUGUGUGAUGCCAUUCAUAACAUAAAUUUGAUGGACUUAAUCAAAAUGAAAACUAUUGGAAAGGAAAUAUGUUUAAAAGUUUUCCUUUAUCUUAUUUUGAAAGAUGAUAGAAUAAAAUUAAAUUUGUAAUUUGUGUAUUCGGAAUUAGUACAAGGAUGUUGGAUAAUUUUAAUUUACUAUAAUGAAUAUUUCUCCAUUUUCUUUCCUCUUUUGCAGUACAACUUAAUGCUGUUAUAAGUCUCUCGUUAAGUUAUAAAGUUUUGCACUCAUAAUGAUGGUUACUGUACUUAAGAUAUCAUUACUUUUAGUAUGAUGGAAUUACCUGUAUUUGCAAGGAAACGUUGGUGGAUUGGAAAACUAAAAAGUAAAAGCAAGGUAAUGUGGGCUAUUUCUUGCUCUCUUGUGUUCAACAUUGACACUUUUCAGUGCUGUGUGAUUAUACUGUGAUAAAAAAAAACUACAGAAUCCCAUUAAUCUGAGUAAAUUGGGGGCAAGGUCUAUUUAAAUGAGUGAAAAUUUGGUUUAUCUGGAUUCAAUGAAAUUCGUUUUUUAGUUUAUAUAGUGAUUGUCAAGAACCUUAACCCUUGACCAGAUGCUAUCUCAGUUCAGAAACAACAAGUCUGAAAUGAAAAGGAUAGCUAUUUAUUUGUUUCAUAUUUGUAGAUGCUUAUGUACUUAGAAAUGGGAAGAAGAGACCAAAUAAAAAAUUAACAAUGAACAAAAAAGUUCAAAGGUAUUUUUUUGUUGUAGAAAGUGAAAUCAUUUAGUUUUUGAUUUCAUUACUGUCAAUUUUUCUUCACUUUUAUCAAUCUCUUGUAAUCUUCAUUUAGCUAGAUUUUUGGAUUAAUGGGAUUCAGCUGUGCAAGUUUUACUUCUUCUGUAUAUUUGACUUCCUGCAUAUUUGAUGGAAUUGCCUUCAUGUGUGAUAAUUAAUUGUACUUUCAUAAUGUGAUUCUUAGAUGUAAUCAUUACUCUGAAGCUGAGAAAAACAAUAAAAACUUGGAACGAU
Molecule: messenger RNA, 6970 nt
Organism: Gryllus bimaculatus (two-spotted cricket)
Lineage: Eukaryota; Metazoa; Arthropoda; Insecta; Orthoptera; Gryllidae
Source: the annotation of a GenBank genome assembly